Spirodela intermedia is the source of this 606-nucleotide messenger RNA. Lineage: Eukaryota; Viridiplantae; Streptophyta; Magnoliopsida; Alismatales; Araceae. The record is from the annotation of a GenBank genome assembly.
AUGGACAGCUUCACGGCUGGCCUUCGCUCUCUGGCCCAGGAGUCGAGCUCCAGAGGCGGCGGCGGCGCCUCCUCCUCCUCCUCCGACGGCGCCCAUCUCGCGUCCGGGAGAUCUCAGAUGUUGAUCCGCGCGCCUCCCGGGUACGAUUCCCCCUUCUCGCGUCCUCCCUGUUCUGGUUCGAUCGCUGCAGCUGUUUCUGGAUCGGAAACUCGAUCCGAAACUCUGCUCAUCGAUCCGGAGUUUCGAUUCCGAUUUCGAUUUCGGUCUUCCACCAGCCGUGAGAAAUCCGUGCGGAAGAUCAGUGGAUAGAUCGAGGUAGAAGAAGGGAAGGGAUCGUACGAAUGGCCUGAAUGUGGCUCGAGGCCUCUUCACCGCUUGAGGAGAGGCAGGCGAUCCACCAUAGCCGGAGCUCGAGGACGGGCUUCAAAUAGGGGGGUCGAUAAUCUUAGCGCCGCCAUUUGUGGAUGCAGGAGGGUGGUGACGCUGGGGACUUGCUCGAAGCUCUGCCUCCUCAGCUUCUCCGUCGGCGUGCUCGUGGGAUUCACUCUGAAGCGGCGCCUCCGGCGGUGGGCCGCCAAGCUGCUCAGGCGGCUGAAGGAAGACUGA